Molecule: messenger RNA, 742 nt
Organism: Ananas comosus (pineapple)
Lineage: Eukaryota; Viridiplantae; Streptophyta; Magnoliopsida; Poales; Bromeliaceae
Exons: 3
Coding region: 123-440 (105 amino acids)
Biological process (GO): translation
Cellular component (GO): mitochondrial large ribosomal subunit
Molecular function (GO): structural constituent of ribosome
Source: RefSeq, a predicted model, not a curated record
UUUGUAAACCGAUCCGGUUAAGUCGGUCCGGUGACGUAAAGCGGAUUCGAACCGGGUCGGGAGAGCAAAACGAGCUCGAUCGCGCACGAACGGGAGAGCUCGAGCUUUUUCCCGAAGCGAAAAUGGCGUCGUCGUUGCUACGGCGAGCUUCGUCCCAACUCGCUCGUCUCCCUCCCCUUCUCCUCCCCUCCUCUCUCGGCGCUCCCUUCUCCCUUGGCCCCUCCAUGGCCCCCUCCGUCCCUCGCUUCGCGUUCGGCGCAUCCAUGGAUCUCAUGGCCGUUCCAAAGAAGAAGGUCUCGCGCCAUAAGAAAGGGUUGAGAAAUGGACCGAAAGCUUUGAAACCCGUCCCAGUAAUUAUCCGAUGCAAGAGUUGUGGUCGAGUUAAGCUGCCGCACUUCUACUGUUGCAGCGGGGACAGAGGAAGCAGCAGUUCUAGUUGAUAAGAAAAUUCUAUUUGUAAUGCUUCCUUUGGUUAAUACUUAAUAAGACUGGUGGGAUUCUAUAAUUUCCCUGCAUACAAUUACUUUUGUUACCUUUAUGAAGAAAUAUGUUCUCAUCAUUUCCCUUCUUUCGUUAUUCCAAACUAGUUAUGUUAAAGAGAUUCUUCUCUGUGUUGUUGGUGUUCGAAUGAAGUAGCAGUUGUUAUCUCCCCACUUGUAUCUUUAGAAGGUGGUGAUAGUAGAAGGUGAUGGCAGUAAUGGUGGUGAGAAUGGCCUUAUCAAUGAAGUGAGGAUUAUGAUUU